CUCGCACAGAUAAUUGUAAAUUACUUUAUUUUAGCUCGAAUUAGUUUUCGAUGAAAAGACUUUUUGGGUGUUUUGUAUGGAUUUUAUUUUUACUGAAUCAUUGCUUCAGUGAAAGUAGCAAAAAUAAAAUUAUUCUAAAGUAGCUUGUCAGUCCUUCUUGGCAUCACAGAUCAUACAUUCCAAUCUGGAGACCGUGGCAUAGUUGUUAUCGACCUUAACAUGUUGUAUAUACAGAUAAGGAGCUGAAAGAAACUGUUGACAAGAUCAUUGGGUGUGGAUACCUUGAAAACAUACCAACUCAUUCUGAAAAUGGUGAUACUGAACCUGAGAAAGAAGAAGUUGCUGUGGAGACAAUCGAGGGAGAUGAAUAUGUUGUGGUGGAGUCGGAAGAAGUACCAGAAGCUGGUGCACCAGAGAUUAUGUCAUCCCUACCCCCAGAGUUGCCAACUGUGAUGAUGGAGGAACCAGUCAUGCCACCGUCUACUAAUGGCCCUUUACUGUCAGAGUCCGUUAUCGUUAAACCACACAGAGAUGUUACCGAAGUGUUGGCUUCCGUACAGGGAGACUUCAACUUUAUGCAGGAAUCGAUGAUUGAUUUUCAGUCACCGCACAUGGACCCAGCUGUUGUUGAAUAUGCCACAUCACAGCCUAUGUUAUCACAAAGUACACAAUCAGCAAUACCACAACAAUCUCAGCUUGAUCCAACACAUUCUGUCAGUGCCCAACUGGAACAGAUCACUAGGUCCGCAAGUCUAGAUAAAUUAACACAAUCAAGUAGCGCACUAGAAACGGCCAUGCUUACGUCAACUCUUUCUGCUCAAGAAUGUCUAGUAUCACAGGAACAAUAUACGAACGCAGCAUCAAGUACUGACCACAGUUCAUUGCAACAGCAUUCAACGUUAGCGCAGUCGUUAGCAUCAACACAAACUCAUACAACCCAAAGUCAGAGUAUAUCGCAAACACUGCCCUCACAGUCAAUGACAGGUGCUAGUCAGAUGAGUGAACAGAGUCAGCUCGGUGAAUCGUUAUCAUCACAGCUAACAUCACAUUCUGCCUCCGUGCAAACAGUUACGAGUAUGGCGUCGCAGGAUACAGACCUUUCUCAGGGCAUGGCCCUAACACAUGAACAAUCGCAGCAACAACAGACGCAAGAGCAAACGCAACCACCUCCCAAAAUGAGCAGUCAGAUCAAUGUCAAUGCCCCUCCAUUCCAAUCGAUGACAUACAUGAGGCAGCAACAGCAGCAAUUGCCCACUUACGAACAGCAGGCUGCGGCACAGGUGGUGACGUCACAACCUCAACAGCUUGAAUAUGCUGAUCCGAAUAUGGGGCAGGCAGAGUAUUUCAACCAACAACAGCAAGGACUACAGGACAAUCAGCAUGAGCAGCAGAUGACCACACAGACUGGAGAGCCCCUUUCUGCUCCUGGUGGCUAUCCCCAUCAGCAUACAGGCAUGCAACAGCAUUAUCAGCGAGGUGGCUCACCCAGCGGACGUGGUAAUGGCCGUGGUGGACGUGGUACGAGAGGCAUGGGUAACAACAGUUAUCGCGGCUCUGGACGUCCAUUCACCCGUGGUGGAUAUUCAUCAUAUCAGCCAAGAGAUUACCAGUCUGCUUAUCCACCGCAAGACAGGUCACAAUAUGGUGGGUAUCCUCAAGGUGGUGGAUACAAAGGUAGAGGUGGUGUCCCAUCACGAGGUGUACCACAAAGAGGCCGUGGAAAUGGUUCCCGUGGCAACAAUGGAGGUAGAGGACGUGGUGGGUUUUCCAAGCCGCCAAAUCAACCAUCUCCGGUAUCUGCCUAGUGUCAAUAAAACCCAACCUCUUAUGCAAUGACCAGGACCAGGAAUUCUAUGCUCUCCUAUCCCUACAGGAAUGAACAUUGUCUAUAGUUGUAUUUCAUUAGUAAAUUAGUACUCUCAACAAUCCAAACGAAACCAGAUACCAGGAUUUAUAAUGGCUGUCCAGGCCCUCAGCUUUUUUCCCGUCAAAUUUGUUGAUAUUUUCACAUGUAUCUUUCGUAAAUAGAUUAACAAAAAAUGGAGAAUGCAAUACUUUUUUUUCUCUCUCUCUAGUUAUUACGUCAUAUUGAAAUCUGUCACCAUGACAGCAGUCUAUUUACUUUA
Messenger RNA from Saccoglossus kowalevskii, 2126 nucleotides. RefSeq lists its product as uncharacterized. NCBI's taxonomy places the organism in Eukaryota, Metazoa, Hemichordata, Enteropneusta, Harrimaniidae. Gene Ontology annotation, cellular component: cytoplasm. The record is from RefSeq and is a predicted model, not a curated record. Gene Ontology annotation, molecular function: RNA binding.